CGCGCUGUGUACUUGAUGAUGGAUGAAACUCAACGGCAGAUUAAAUAACAAUUUCUAAAACAGAAGCUCUAUCGACAGGUUCAUGCACUUUCCUGCUUUGAUAAAACUGACCAGACAGCACUUCUUCCUCUUCCAAUCUUGAAUAAUAACAAUGUUUAAGGGAGAUUCCCCUUUGCACUUAAAACCACUAUCUGUAUAUUCACAUUUGGUGUGCUCUAAGCAGCAGAACAAUGGCAACAGCCCUGUUUACAACAUACAAGUACACAUUUCAAAUAAUGAAUCCAGAGCACAGAAGAGACGCCUUGAUUCAAGUCUCGAUGAGGUCUGUGAGACCCCCCUAAAAAGGCAACGCAUCACUAGAACAUGCUCCCAAGAUCUUGGAUAUCAUUCCUUGGACUUCCAGUCCGGGUCGCAGGGAUCCACACCUCUGCAGCCACUGUUAAUCAGAAAGGACAUCACACCCCCUCGGUCAAAGGUCGAUCAAUCUGUGACCCCUGUAAUGUCCACCCCUCUGUCCAAAUGCAAACAAAUCCAUACAGAUAGAGACCGGGAGAGUCUUCCCUCCCCGAUACCAGUUCUGAAAUGGGACAGAGAGGUUUUGUCUGCGGAGAUAAAACUGUGUGCGUUCCUGAACUUCGAAGCCUGCAGUUCUGCUCCUUUUGUUGGCUCUCAGGGAACUGGCAAGGGUGAUUUCAGUGAGGUAUUCAGUGAGGUUCACGAAUCAAAGUCUCAAAGCACAGCCCCAGAAUCAGUUGUUCCAUUGAAAGAGGAAGAAGAGCUGUUGUCGGUCAGUCAGCAGGCAAAUCCAGAGGCAUCAUCGGACCGAGGCCGAAAUGAAGAAAGUGCCUCAGAUACGUUUGAAAGCACGCUGCCCCUUCAGGUCCAGGUGAAAUCUAAAGUGGUGGUUCCGGGCAGCACGAAGACCAUCUGCAAACCAGUGGUGUUGUCUAGUGAAGACGAGUGGGAGAGAAACAAGAGAACAUAUGUGGACUCGGUGAAGAGACACAUGAAAGAGCAGAACGGAGCAGCAAACGGUGCGAUCACUGAGCUUCAUUCUUUGAUGAACACUAUUGCUAAUCGGAGAACUGGAAGGAACGACCCACACUGGCAACACCCUUCAGAUCUCACUCGCAGGAAUUUCCGUAAGUCGCGUCUCAAAGGUCCAUCGGUCUCCCUCGACGAGUGGCAGAAAAGAAACCUCCUUGUCUAUCGACGCUUUGUUAAUGUGCCAGACAUUUUCCGCAGAAGCCCAGUGCUGUGAUUUAUUUAUUUGUUUUUAUUGAUAUAUAUAUAUAUUUGUUGUCAAUUCAUAUAUUUGCUCUUUGUCAUUGUUAUAAAGGUGAGAAUCAUUGGUUCAUGCUGCUGGUUGAAGUGAUAAGUGCUCACUGAAAGUCUGAUCUGCUUUUGUGUGUUUAUUUGUGAUUUCACAGUGUGUAGUGUAUGUUUUUACUGCAUCAUUUCACAGUGUGUGGUGUGUGUGUUUCAUCUGGUGUUGGGCUAAUUAUCUAUCUAUAGAUAUACGUGUGUGUCUGUGUGAAUUUGCAUGAUCUGUAUUCUCAGUUGUUUAAACCUUUACCUCAACCAGCGCUUAUUCACCUCACUAUUUACAGCUAAUAUAGUUUUAGUUUCAAUAGCUAGACAAAUUUGUCUAAUUUACUAAAGCUAAAGUUUGCUAAGCUAAAGCUGAAUGUUAGAUUCGUUCCCUUUCCCCUCCUUGUACAGUACUUUCAAUUAUGGUUGUACAUAAUUCAUUUUGCUUUGUCUGAGGAAAACUUUUCUUUAGCUUUUCUGUGAAGAAUUGCUAUUCCAUUUUUUAGCAUUAAAUGCAUAUAAAUGGGCACAUAGAUAACAGAUUUUAUAUUUUGUAAGCAGGAAAAUGUCCUUAGAGAAACAAUGUUCGACUGAAUGUUGUGAUCUUUUGAUUGGUUUUGUUCUUUUGUUACAUUGCUUACAGUUUUAUAACCUUUAUACAUUUAAAUAAUAAAAAAUAAUUACUUUA
Molecule: messenger RNA, 1999 nt
Organism: Pimephales promelas (fathead minnow)
Lineage: Eukaryota; Metazoa; Chordata; Actinopteri; Cypriniformes; Leuciscidae
Gene: s100pbp
Product: S100P binding protein
Molecular function (GO): calcium-dependent protein binding
Source: RefSeq, a predicted model, not a curated record